Molecule: messenger RNA, 1690 nt
Organism: Felis catus (domestic cat)
Lineage: Eukaryota; Metazoa; Chordata; Mammalia; Carnivora; Felidae
Product: NADH-cytochrome b5 reductase 1
Exons: 9
Coding region: 117-1034 (305 amino acids)
Cellular component (GO): mitochondrion
Molecular function (GO): FAD binding; oxidoreductase activity
Source: RefSeq, a predicted model, not a curated record
CUGCCCGCCCCGCCUCCUGCCCGCCCCGCCUCCUGCCCGCCCCGCCUCCUGCCCGCCCCGCGGCGCAUUGUGGGAUCCGUCCGCGGGCCUGGCGGUGGAGGACGAGGUGCUCGGUCAUGGGCUUCCAACCGAGCCCAGUCCUGCUGGCCUCCCUGGGGGUGGGGCUGCUGACUGUGCUUGGCCUGGCUUUGGGCUCGUACUUGGUUCGAAAGUCCCGCCGGCCAAAGGUCACUCUCCUGGACCCCAAUGAGAAGUACCUGCUGCGACUGCUAGACAAGACGACUGUGAGCCACAACACCAAGAGGUUCCGCUUUGCCCUGCCCACCGCCCACCACGUUCUGGGGCUGCCUGUGGGCAAACAUGUCUACCUCUCUGCCCGGAUCGAUGGCAGCCUGGUCAUCAGGCCAUAUACUCCUGUCACCAGUGACGAGGACCAAGGCUACGUGGAUCUUGUCAUCAAGGUGUACCUGAAGGGUGUGCACCCCAAAUUUCCUGAGGGAGGGAAGAUGUCUCAGUACCUAAACAGCCUGAAGAUUGGGGAUGUGGUGGAAUUUCGAGGGCCAAGUGGUUUGCUCACUUACACUGGGAAAGGGAAUUUUAGCAUUCAGCCCAACAAAAAAUCUCCGCCAGAACCCCAAGUGGCGAAGAAACUGGGAAUGAUUGCCGGCGGAACAGGAAUCACCCCAAUGCUGCAGCUGAUUCGGGCCAUCCUGAAGGACCCUGAAGAUCCGACCCAGUGCUCUCUGCUUUUUGCCAACCAGACUGAAAAGGACAUAAUCUUGCGGGAGGAGCUGGAGGAACUGCAGGCCCGAUAUCCCAGUCGCUUUAAGCUCUGGUUCACUCUGGAUCACCCCCCAGAAGAUUGGGCCUACAGCAAGGGGUUUGUGACUGCUGACAUGAUCCGGGAACACCUGCCCGCCCCAGGGGAUGGCGUGCUGCUGCUGCUCUGCGGGCCACCCCCCAUGGUGCAGCUGGCCUGCCAUCCCAACUUGGACAAACUGGGCUACUCACAAAAGAUGCGAUUCACCUACUGAGCUUCCUGCUCCGUGGGCCUGUGUCCCUGGUCCUGUUCCUUGCAACUGUCCUCAGCCAGUACUCAAGUGCUAUAAGCCCUAGGUUCCUUUCCUGGCAGUGUCAGCCUUUUUGUCUUACUCUGGAGCUGAAAUCUGGAGGAUACCUGCAGGAAUGACAUCCUUGUAGCCAUGGAAGAGGGCUAAAGCUGAGUCGUUCCCUGAAAGGGCCCCCCAAAUCUCCCUGUGAUAGAAGGUCCAGGUCAGGCCCGUGGAGACAUCUCUUCCAUGGGUCAGAAAGAAGGAAGCAUGUACCUUUGCUGCUUGUACUGACUAGUUCCUUGAUAGCAUCACACUCUGUGUCUGUGAUGAAAGGAACAAUCUAUGUAAUGGGUUUUACUUAAUAUUCGGUGCUUAACCCACAGAAGAUUCUGUGUGUGUGUUAGUGAGCGCAAGUUGAGCAGCCUCACAGAGGUGGUCUCCUCAAGAUUGCAGGAAAGGAGAAAAUGAUUCCUUCAGACAUCAGAGAAGGGAAUCUGAACUAUGUAUUUGUGUGUCUGUCUUUCCCAGCCCCUGCCCAGGCUGGAAGGAAAUGGCUACCCACAGUCUAAGACUGCUGCUUGUGGCAGAGACCUCUGGCUAUGCAAAUAAAUGGGGCUAAGGCCCCCGUGCUAAACCUA